Molecule: messenger RNA, 2990 nt
Organism: Daktulosphaira vitifoliae (grape phylloxera)
Lineage: Eukaryota; Metazoa; Arthropoda; Insecta; Hemiptera; Phylloxeridae
Gene: spel1
Product: DNA mismatch repair protein Msh2
Exons: 16
Coding region: 158-2833 (891 amino acids)
Biological process (GO): mitotic recombination; mismatch repair
Cellular component (GO): MutSalpha complex; nucleus
Molecular function (GO): ATP binding; mismatched DNA binding; ATP-dependent DNA damage sensor activity
Source: RefSeq, a predicted model, not a curated record
GAGAUAAAAUAUCCGAUUUUGGCGGUUCAAUUAAGUUGUUCAUCUGUGAAUCAAAUUGUCACUAAAAAUUAGUUGUUGAUGUUAUGUGAAUAAUAUAUAGAAACCUCUAUUUAAUUUGAACUAUUUUUUCAUAUAAAAAUUUAAGUAAUUUUCAAGCAUGGCUGUUAAACCAGUUAAUCACUUAAAUUUAGAUCCUGAGCAACAAAAAAGUUUUGUUUUGUUUUAUAAAUCAUUACCAGAAAAACCAUUAACAACUGUACGUUUUUUCAACCGUCAAGAUUAUUACACCGUACAUGGUCAAGAUGCAGUGUUUGCUGCAAAAGACUUUUACAAAACAAAUCACUUAAUAAAAAUUAUUGGAUCUGAUGGUGAUACAUUGGAAUCAUUAAUAUUUAAUAAAGCUAAUUUUGAAGCUUAUAUUAAGCAAUUAUUAUUGAUAAACCAUUAUCGUGUAGAAAUAUUCAUCAAUAAAGGAGGAAAAUGGACAAUAGAAUUUAAGGGGUCUCCUGGAAAUUUAACCCAAUUUGAAGAUCUUUUGUUUGCUAAUGUAGAACAAAUAGAAGCUAAUACAGUAAUAGCUUUAAAAUUAGGUCCAGAUUUUAGAAACAAUAAGAUUGUAGGAUUAGGAGCUGUAGAUUCUGUGGAAAGAAAAUUUCAACUAAGUGAAUUCACUGAUGAUGAAUAUUUUUCUCAUACAGAGUCUAUGGUGAUAAAAGUAUCCCCUAAAGAAUGUGUGCUCAUGAUUGAUGGUUCAAAUCCUGAUUUUGAACAAUUGAAAAAAGUUGUAGAACGUUGUGGAGUACUAGUAACUUCAAGAAAAAAAGUAGAUUUUUCCACUGAUUCAUUAGUUCAAGAUUUGAACCAAUUAAUAUUAUUUGAAGAAGGACAGCAACUCAAUGCUCAUACUUUACCACAACUUCAUCUUGAAACGGCUUGUGGCGCUUUGGCAGCAGCAAUUAAAUAUCUUGAGUUGUCAUCAGAUUCAGAUAAUCUCAAUCAGUUUACUGUUGAAAAUUUAAAUUAUGAUAAAUUUGUUCAUUUGGAUAGUGCAGGUGUUGAAGCUCUAAAUCUUAUACCAACCCCUGGAACUAUAUCAAAAAAUGAUUCAAUUUUAGGAAUCUUGGAUAAAUGUAGAACUCCACAUGGUCACAGAUUGUUAACACAAUGGAUAAAACAACCUCUAAGAGACUUAAAUAAGAUCAAUGAGCGUUUAGAUAUUGUUGAAUCCCUUAUUAAUGACACAGAUGUCCGUCAGCAGUUACAUGACCAACAUUUAAGAUUGAUACCUGAUCUUCAAGCUCUAAUGCGUAAAAUCCAAAGAAAAAAAGCCAAUUUACAAGAUUGUUACAGGAUAUACCAUGCUGUCCAAAAACUACCUAGUCUUGUAGAAACCUUAAAUAAUUCUGAUCAUAAAACUUUGAAUAGUGUAAUUGUCAUGCCAUUAAAAGAAUUAGUUAAUGACAUGUGUAAUUAUCAAUCCAUGAUUGAAGAAACUAUUGAUUUUACACUUGUUGAACGUGGAGAUUUUUUAAUUCAAUCAGGAUUUGAUGAGGAAUUACAGGAAAUGAGAAAUCAAAUGGAUGAACUGGAAAAAAAAAUGAAAUCAAACUUGACUAAAACUUCUGAAACAUUACAAAUACAAGUCAAAUUAGACUCAAAUUCACAGUAUGGAUUUUUUUUCAAAGCUUCUUUAAAAGAUGGUAAAACAGUAUCAAAUAAUAAAUCUUAUGAAGUACUUGAUACAACAAAAGGUGGUGGAAUGCGUUUUAGAUCUUCUAAAUUAACAGAACUUAAUAAUGAUUACCAAACUAUUCAUCAGAAAUAUGUAGAACAUCAAAAAUCUAUAGUAGAAGAAGUUAUUAAGACAGCAAGCAGCUAUAAUGGAACUCUUAUUAAUCUCAGUCGAACAUUAGCACAUCUUGAUGUUCUUACUAGUUUUGCUAUGUUAGCAGCUAGUUCAUUACGUCCUUAUGUUAGACCAGUAUUGAAUCCUCAAGGAACAGGUUUAUUAGAUUUGAAACAAGUAAGGCAUCCUUGUGUUGAAUUACAAGAUUCUGUAUCUUUUAUUCCUAAUGAUGCUUACUUUAAACAAGGUGAAUGUACUUUUAAUGUGAUAACUGGUCCUAAUAUGGGUGGUAAGAGUACUUAUAUUAGAAGUGUUGCUACUGCAGUAUUUAUGGCACAUUUAGGAAGUUUUGUGCCUUGCGAUAGUGCUGAAAUCAGUGUUGUUGAUGCUAUUUUAGCUCGUGUAGGAGCAAAUGAUUCGCAAAUCAAGGGUUUAUCUACAUUUAUGGUUGAAAUGAUUGAAACUGUGUCUAUACUUAAAAAAGCAACUGUUGAAUCUUUAGUAAUCAUUGAUGAGUUAGGAAGAGGAACAUCUACUUAUGAAGGUUGUGGAAUCGCAUGUGCUAUUGCAGAACGUCUCGCAACUGAAACUAAAGCAUUUACAUUGUUUGCCACUCAUUUUCACGAACUUACAAAACUCAGUGAAACUAUACCUAGUAUCAUAAAUAAACAUGUUACUGCUGUAACCUCUGAAAACAAUCUAACACUUUUAUAUCAAGUACAACAAGGGUCAUGUGAUAAAAGUUUUGGAAUUCAUGUUGCAAUUAUGGCUAAAUUUCCAGAAAAUGUUAUUCAAGAUGCUUCUAAAAAACUUUCUCUAUUAGAAAGUUUUCAAAACCAAUCAAACUCCGAAAAUAAACAAAAUGAAUUAAAUGAAGCUGAUAAAGAAAAGUUUCUAAACGAAUGCAAAAGGUAUGCCAAAGAACAAACUUCAUCUGACCAGGAUUUAUUCAAUCAGAUAAAAAGACUUAGAACAGAGUUCCUUUAAUUCAUAAUAUUAUUUGAGAAUUAUUUAUUAAGAAGUUUUUAUUUAUUUUCUUUAUUUUUUAUAUAAUUAAUGUUUAUGUUCCUCAAAGUACUAAAAACUUAUGUGAAUUUUAAUUAAUAAUAAUUAUGUUGAUUAAAUAUUUAAAGUAUUCAGUUAA